Brassica rapa (field mustard) is the source of this 1028-nucleotide messenger RNA. Its product is annotated as lectin-like protein At1g53070. Lineage: Eukaryota; Viridiplantae; Streptophyta; Magnoliopsida; Brassicales; Brassicaceae. The record is from RefSeq and is a predicted model, not a curated record. Gene Ontology annotation, molecular function: carbohydrate binding.
ACAACAACUUCCAUCUUUAUAAAGUUCAUCAUCUUGACUUCACUUCUCUAAAAGAGAGCAAAGAUGACCAUGCAAACACUCUGCUUCAUCACUCUCUUCAUAGCUAUCUCCAUCUCUCAAGCCACUUCUGCCUACAGACUCCAAUUCAACAACUUCGGUAUUAAUGGCUCUGAUCUCUUCUCGUUCCAUGGAGACGCAGAGUAUGGUCCCGACGCCGGUCGGAUGAGCCGGUCGGGUGCUCUCGGUUUGACCCAAUUCAGAAUUCCUUUCUCUCAUGGUCGAGCCAUUUACAUCAACCCAAUCACCUUCAAGCCUCCCAACAACGCCUCUUCUGUUUACCCUUUCACAACCUCUUUCACUUUCUCCAUCACUCCUCACAACACAAACCCUAUCCCUGGUCACGGUUUCGCCUUCCUCGUUGUCCCACGUAACCAAGACGACGCCGCUUCCGGUUUAGGCUACCUCAGUCUCGUGAACCGAACCAGUAACGGUAAUCCAAAUAACCAUCUCUUUGCGGUUGAGUUUGAUGUGUUUCAGGACAAGUAUCUUCACGACAUCAACGAUAACCAUGUCGGAAUCGACAUUAAUUCGGUCGACUCUGUGACUUCGGUUAAAUCCGGUUAUUGGGUUAUGACCAGAAGCGGUUGGUUGUUCAAGGAUUUGAAGCUGAGCAGUGGAGAUAAGUACACGGCUUGGAUCGAGUACAACAACAAUUUAAAAGUGAUCUCGGUUACGAUUGGUCUCGCGCAUUUAAAGAAACCGAACCGGCCUUUGAUUGAAGCUAAAUACGAUCUCUCCAGUGUUCUGCUCGAGAAAAUGUAUGCCGGUUUUGCCGGUUCAAUGGGCCGUGGUGUCGAGACCCACGAGGUCUGGGACUGGACUUUCCAGAAUUAGAAAACCGGGGGUUAUUUGAUUUGAGAUCGCUUUAAAUCGGUUUUCGUUUGGUUUGCUUUUGAUUUGAUAGCUUGUAAGUGUGGCUCCCGCUAAUAGUUGAAGCGAAAUAAAUGCUAAGCUAUCGGUUUUCAGAU